This is a messenger RNA of Cyprinus carpio (common carp), 2747 nucleotides long. It is a transcript of the gene steap3, whose product is annotated as STEAP family member 3, metalloreductase. Lineage: Eukaryota; Metazoa; Chordata; Actinopteri; Cypriniformes; Cyprinidae. Gene Ontology annotation, molecular function: ferric-chelate reductase (NADPH) activity; cupric reductase (NADH) activity. Gene Ontology annotation, biological process: copper ion import. Gene Ontology annotation, cellular component: endosome; plasma membrane. The record is from RefSeq and is a predicted model, not a curated record.
CUGCGGAGCGAGGAACCGCCUCGUCGCGUAACAAGCCUGCUGUGCUCAUGCUCGCCGCGUCCUUAUCGCGGCCGUGCAGAUGUUUACAAAUGUAGGAUCCGGAUCAGCUGAGUCCCCUCUGCGGUUCUACAACAAAAUAAAAGCUCCAAGGACAGCCGAUGCGCCGCACUUCAAAAGAAAGGCCCGUGGCAUAGUGCAGCGCACGUCUCUUGUCGUCAUGGAUUAUGGAGCGCAAAGGAACGGAGGGGUCUCGAGACGUCAUAUCAGAUUGAUUACUCGGACCAAUCAGCUGUUAACUUGACGCUAGAAUUUAGCAACGUUCCAUGUGUGAUAAGGAAUGUCUUUUUCUGCACGGUCUCAUAUCUCUAUAGUGCACAGUAACAGAAGCGCCCUGGUUAUCCAGUCCUGGAACAGCACAGCCCAGUCCAAGAGUCACCAGAAAAAGUUAUACGAAAGUGGUUUAUUAUGGUGGAAGAUAUGACAACUCCUUUGCUCUCAGACUCUGAAGCCCCUGCUGAUGCCCUACCUGUAGGUCUAACUAGCCCUACAGUGGCCAUACUCGGUUCUGGAGACUUCUCUCGGUCACUGGCUGUGCGGCUGGUAGCUUCUGGUGUGCAAGUUGUGGUUGGGAGUCGCUGUGUGAACCGCAUCCCAUCAGGACUGUUCCCUGAGGCAGUGGAGUUGAGGAACCAGGAGGGGGCAGUAUCACAAGAGGUGUGCCUGGUAUUUAUGGCCUUGUUCCCCGAGCAUUACUGCUCCUUGCUGGGGCUACAGUCUGCACUGGCAGGGAAGGUGCUUGUGGAUGUAAGUAACGGCACAGAAAUGAAUAUCCAUGGGCCGUCCAAUGCGGAACGACUAGCUGACCUGUUUCCAGACAGUCUAGUGGUCAAAGGUUUUAACACGGUUUCAACAUGGGAGCUGCAGACUGGGGCUCAUGAUGGAAGCAGACAGGUCAUGAUCUGCAGUAACAGUACAGAGGGGAAGAAGAAAGUUGUACAGUUGGCUCGGCAGAUGGGGUUCCACCCGGUGGAUAUGGGUGGCUUGUCUGCUGCUCGAGAAAUUGAGGUAGCCCCAUUGCGCCUAUUCCCAUCUUGGAGUGGCCCGGUUGUCAUCACCUUCCUCCUUUUUCUCUUCUUCUACGGCUACGGUUUCCUGCGGGGAAUUUUGCUGCCAUUUCUUGCACAAGGACACAAUGCUUUCUACCGUCUCGCCCUUGACCUGGUGAACGAGAGCCUGCCAGCAGUAGCCUUGGUGACCCUGGCACUCGUAUACUUCCCAGGAUUGUUUGCUGCAUGGUUGCAGCUCUGGAGGGGCACCAAGUACCGGCGUUUCCCAUCCUGGUUGGACAACUGGUUGCAGCGGAGGAAACAACUGGGCCUAUUAAGCUUCCUUUGUGCAGCGUUGCAUGGUGUCUACAGCCUUUGCCUGCCACUGCGCAGAAUUACACUGCUCAGGCUUGUCAAUACUGCCUACAAACAGGUUAAAGCAGGUACAGAGGAGCCCUGGGAUGAGCUGGGUGUUUGGCGAUCUGACUUGUACAUUUCUUGUGGAGUGUUGGGUCUUGGUGUCCUCUCUUUACUGGCCAUCACUUCCCUUCCCACAGUGGGCAACACUCUCAACUGGAGAGAGUUUACGUUUGUACAGUCUGGUUUGGGCUACAUUGCUCUGACUCUGUCCAUCAUGCACACGCUCUUCUUUGGCUGGGAUUUUGCCUUCCACAUUGAGGCAUAUUCAUUCUACAUGCCGCCAAGCUACUUAUUGGCUGUCGUUCUACCCUGCAUUGUUCUGGUGUCCCGUUGCUUCCUGCUUCUGCCAUGCAUCUUCACCAGACUGACACGAAUCCGCAGAGGAUGGGAGAGUAAACGCAACUGUCCAGUUUUACAGCACCACCAUGUGGUGCCUAAUGGAAUACCAUAGAGGUCUGGGAAAGAAUACAAGAACACAUGCAUUUAAAAACUUUUGUAAUUAAGGACUUGUAUAAAAUGAAGUAUUAAGCAGAUAUACAGUUGGUCAACACAUUACAGACAAUAUGCACUUUGGCCAAGUGGAAAAUGUUAAAAAGGUAUUCUAAGACUGGUCAAAUUCUGACUAGUUUAAGUCGGCCUCAUCGAAAAUGGGAACAAUAAUAUGAUGGUACUUUCAUACUGGCAAAUUGGUCUCAUCAUCGUAAGGCUAAAAGUAAAGACAGAUAUGAUAAGGUACAUUUUUACAUUCAAGUUGAGUAUUCUGAGUGGAUGUUAGUGUUAUUAGGUGCAGUGUGUAUCAGCUGUGAUCUCUCAGAAGCACAAAGACUACAGCUCUGCUCACACGCACACAGUACUUCAGGACCUUCAGCUCUCUAUUUCUGCACCCUAGAAUAUAAAAGCCAUCAUCAGUGUUUUGUUUUGAUAUUUGAGUCUUACAACUAUGCAUAGACUCAAAACUCAGGUCUAUACCACACAGUUUUAGCUUCAGAGAAAAGACUGAAAUACUUUGUACCGAGGUAUUGUAGCCUUCAGUAACUCCUGACUUAACUUUUCCAACUCUCUCUAUGCACCGAAAGAACUUAACACAUGCUUAAUGUUAUUAUUAUAAGUCAGUACCUCACAUGAUUGUCCUGAGGGCCAGUUACUGUGUAAACUCAAUUUGCAAACUCCAUCUGUAACAGGAAGGCCAACAUUAUACUGAGCAUCAAUAAUGACCAUACCAUGACUGCAUGUGCACAAAAAAAAAAAAACGCAUUAAGUAUUAAUACAUUUUUAGUUGUA